Annulohypoxylon truncatum is the source of this 810-nucleotide messenger RNA. Its product is annotated as cysteine proteinase. Gene Ontology annotation, biological process: proteolysis. Gene Ontology annotation, molecular function: cysteine-type peptidase activity; deNEDDylase activity. The coding region runs from base 1 to 810 and encodes 269 amino acids. The record is from RefSeq and is a predicted model, not a curated record. NCBI's taxonomy places the organism in Eukaryota, Fungi, Ascomycota, Sordariomycetes, Xylariales, Hypoxylaceae. The transcript is spliced from 4 exons.
AUGACGUUUCGCGAGAGGUUAUCUCGCAGGCUGAAUGAUAGUGUGAGCCCCAGACGCCGAAGACCCCGUUCUCGUAGACUGCGCUCAAGAAGAAACCAGCUAUCGCCGUCUCCCUCGCCGACCCAAGCUUACCUUUCGUAUUAUGAUAUUUGUUUGACGUACGAGGAUAUCAAGGCUCUUAAGCAUGAUUGGUUGACUGAUAACAACAUCGCCUUUUGGGAGGAGUUCUUGGAGCGAGAAGUGCUUGUGAAGUACCCCCAAGCACGCAUCGUCCUCUUACGUCCAUCGAUGACCUUCCUCUUGAUGAAGAACAAAGACACCGAGAUGGUUCGUACGGCGCUGCCGGAUUUCCGAGGUAUCACCCACAUCUUCCUCCCCAUCAACGACGCGCGCAACGUCAACCAGGCCGAAGGUGGAACACAUUGGUCUUUACUCGUCGUGAGCAUCAUCGAUGGUGUGGCCUUCCAUUACGACUCGCUCGACGGCGCAAACAACAAGGAGGCAUGGGAGGCGUCUAAAAGACUGUCAAGCGUGCUUAAAAUAACCUUGCGAUUUCACUGCUUGACCGAUUCCCCACAGCAGGAGAAUGGUAGCGACUGCGGUGUUUUCGUCUGCAUUGUGAUGCGACAUCUCCUCAUUAAGCGUCUGCUGUCCGUCAAUGCCGGCGACAAGGUUUCGAUGAGCAUGGCCCAGAAAGCCAUCGAUAGUAUCGGAGCACGUAAGGAAAUGCUCAAGAUUAUCGAGAACCUGCGCAAGGAAGGCGAACGACGACGACUGACACCAAGCAACACGCCACCUCGGAUCGAAUAG